This is a messenger RNA of Trypanosoma cruzi, 1305 nucleotides long. RefSeq lists its product as uncharacterized. The transcript has a single exon. NCBI's taxonomy places the organism in Eukaryota, Euglenozoa, Kinetoplastea, Trypanosomatida, Trypanosomatidae. Bases 1 to 1305 code for a protein of 434 amino acids. The record is from RefSeq and is a predicted model, not a curated record.
AUGGACAAAGUGGAAUCGCAUGGUGCUGACAAAUGUAUGUGCAGUUGUGCCAUGUGUAGGCUCACGUGCUACAUUUCUGCUGCGUACGGAAACCAGAGAAGGGCAUCUACACAUGUGUUGCUUGCUCGCCCAUCGCCUUUUUACGCGGCAACAGGAGGCAUGCCUCCGCCAUUACAACCAUUGGAUGCGACCCCUCACCAGCAUGAGACGCGUGUGUGUCCAGUUUACGAGUCCUACGGUUUUUGUCCUUUUGUUAGCGUCUGUUUUUUACCUCAUGUUGCUGGCGCUGAACCCCUAGUGAAGCCAGCGACCAACGCUAACGAAGAAUUUGACCGUCUUGUCGCAAAGGUACGUGUGGAGGAGGAUCAGGAAAUAUGGAGCUGUGCUGUAUGCGGUUAUGACGGCAUCGAUGAGAAUAGUCAAAGUAAGGUUGGCGAAAUGUACUACUACCGUCAGUGCCCUUGUUGCUCCUUGAUGUGCUACUUUCCACAUCUCGUGUAUUUAGUUGAGGCUGUGCUUCAAGAAAGUGGUGAUGACUACCAGACGUAUAAAACCGUGAUUGAUCGUUAUCGAGAGGCAAUACCUGAUAUAUUAAAGAUACCCCUCACAUACGAAGCGCACCGUAUCGCCUCUAUGGCGUUUGCCUGGAGUCUAGUUUCACCUAAGUGCGUGAAAGAUGCACUGGAUGCUGCGUAUAGAGCGCUACCUGAGAUGAGCGCACUUGUUAGCAUUGGUAGUGGCACCGGCUACAUAGAGCACAUCUUCAACCGAGUUGCAAAUGGGGUGGCGGCUGUUCCAAAGGAUCCGGAUCCAUCGCUGGGUCCUUCCUCCUUUGAAGGUGUACAUGCCUCUUUUUAUCCACAUAAAAAAUUGCCUAUCUUUGCCUUUGAUGAAGUUGCAUUAAACUGUCCCUACAGUGUUGCGGUUUCACUAGGUGGCCCAGCGUCGCUUCUCUCUCUGAAAUGCUCGACAUCCGUUUUGCUUUUGUGUUGGCCGCCUUUUGGUUCACCUCAAGAGGAGCAAAGUUCUAUGGGCUUUGAGGCGCUGGAGUACUUUACACAGGCAGGUGGACAGAUUGUAAUCUACAUUGGAGACGUGGCAUCCACAGGGGACUGGCGUUUUCACGAGCUACUCUACACGCAUUACAAGCUCCUCAAGGAUUACCCGGUUCGUCGUGAGCUCCGUCGAUGGUACCCUCAAGAAAUGGGUCUUAUUUACGCAGGAAACGACACCAUCGGUGUAUACAAAGUGAGAAACCAACCAUUACCUUCUCCACAGUGGCAAUGGGGAAACUGCACUGCUUGA